AUGGCCGAGCAUCGAUCAAAAGGUGUAGCUGAAGCAAAUUAUAGAACAAGUGGCGAUUCAUCACACGGAUUUGAUGUUCAUGCUGUAUAUGAUCGAUUUGUUGUUUCAUUACGAGAACCUGAUAACCCAAAAUCACCUAUUGGUACACAAGAUUAUAUUGAUGGCUAUCGAGAAUUAUUAAAAUUCUGUGAUGCACUUGGUUAUAUAUUCAAAUUUGUUUCGGAUGAUGUUGUAGACAAAUUAGGAAUUUUGCAAUCAUUUGUUGAUAAAGACAAAAAAAGUACACCACAUUUUGAUACCAUACAACAAGCAAUUCAAUAUGAAACUGAACAUAAUUUAAUUAAACCAAAUCCAAGAAAUUUUACCCGUACUUUAUUACGACUUCAUCGUGCAUCUCUUUUUCUUAUUGAAUUUCUCCGUGGUUUAGCUGAUCAACCAUUAUCAGAAACAACAGCGACAAUUGCAACACGUUCUUAUGAUGCAACAUUAUCUCCAUAUCGUAAGUAUAAGAAGUCUGACUGAUAUUACUGUCGAUCUGUUUGUCAAACGAUUAAUCAUUGAAGAUAAUUUGAGUAUCGAUUAUGCAAUCGAUAUUUCGAUCUAUUAAUCUUUCUUAGGAACGAUUCUGCAAGAUUACUACCCCGAAGUUGUCCAUCGCUAAAUGUUUUCUUGGAUUAUUUUCAUUUAAAUAAAAGAUCAUAUUGUAAAACUUCUGAAUCUAAACUAUUUGAUUUUCUAAUGUAUCUGUAAAAAUGUUGAGGAUCACAAUCCUGCAAUAUUUGUGCUUGAACAAUAAAAAUUAAAAAAAUAAAAGGUUUUUGUUUUCACAUAUUAAUGGAUUUUUGAGAAUUUUUCUGUCUCUGUCACUAUUAUAAAUUUUGGUAGUUGAUUAUAUCUCCACAAAGUAAGAGAGUCAAUGUUGAUUGAUUGUCCUUUUUCUAGUCAUUUGUUUCUCUUACCUCGUCGAAUCAUAUCAUCUCAAAAGAAUGAAUCUAGUUUUUGAAAAUCUUUAAAAUUCUGCAUUUUUUUAAUACAUGAUUCAAAGAACAAAAAGGAGUUAACGAAGUCGGAGUAGAGACUACAAUUAUUGAGCUAAAUGCCGUGACCAUACAAAGUUAUUGAAAUAGUAUGUGUAUUUAGCAGUUUCUCACAGUAUAGAUUAAUAUGAGAGCAAAAUGAAUUGUCUAGUGUUUGAAAUCAGUGCACAAAUCGACAUUAGAUCAAAUUUAUUUUGGCAAAUAUUAUCGUUUACAUAAAACUCGUCUGUAUUCAUUUUCAACAUUUAUUUCCGAAAAACUGGCUUGUGAAUAUCCUUCGGGUUGAUUUUUAAUUAGACAUCGGGUGCUGGAAACUCAAAAUUUGAGCAAAAACUUUUCUCCUAGGUAUUUUAGCAUGGGUGAAUAGAGCUCGUCCAGUUAUCCUCUAAAAUGUUGUUUUUAGUAUUUUCAGAUCGACUUUUAUUUACAAACAUUCGAAGAUAAAAUUUUUCGAAAAAUUACCUUAAAAUGGUAUCAUUUGUAAAAUAUUGUUGAUAUCUUGCUAUUUUGUUAUAUUCAUCUUUAAUUUUAUCUUCCCAAAAUAUUUUAUUCUGAAUCUAUGGA
Messenger RNA from Rotaria sordida, 1601 nucleotides. The record is from the annotation of a GenBank genome assembly. NCBI's taxonomy places the organism in Eukaryota, Metazoa, Rotifera, Eurotatoria, Philodinida, Philodinidae.